AUGGCAGGCUCGGACCAAACAAAGCCACCGUCUACUAGUUCAGCACAGAGAGAGCUAUCACAGACAGGACAAGAAGAGACGGCGUCAUCCCAGGAUCAACAGGACCCACGAAACCAGGACAGACAGAAACAACACCGGAAAGACAGAACGCGGAGAGAGCUGUCAGAGGAAGAAUCGAUAGAUGUCUCGGAACUACAACUUCGGUUCUUGAGACCUGCGAGAACAUGCCAAUUCAUUAGGAGGGCGUGUGGCUGCUUUUCCCGGCUUUCCAAAAAGCCGUCCCGUGGCAUUGUGCUUGGACGGGAAAGCUACCAGGUUUAUGCCAAUGCGACAUCGAGAAUCUACAAUGAAUCCGAAUGCGAAAUGACUAGAGAAGAAGGUCUUUAUAUAUUCACUUACUGGCUAGUGUGGAUCUUGGUUAUCAUUCAGUUGAUGGUUUCGGCCGUUAUCACUGCCUUCACGGCUUCCAAUGCUCAAAAUUUGAACCAUAUCCCUGCUGCAGUUCUAGGUGGUGUGAACUUCCUUCUCACAUCUCUUCUAGGUUUCUUAAGAGUUGAGCCAGAAAGGAGAUGGCAAAACGCUGCAGAGUACAGACGGGUGAUUGGUCUCGUGGAUGGAACCAUUGACUGGCUUCGGUAUGCGGACCCGACUACUCCGCUACAACCGCUGGUAAAGGAUGCAGAGUCAGCGAUUGAGGCGGCCAGGAGGAACGUUGCUGCCAAUAGACCUGCAGACUUCGUCCGAGUGUCACGCGGUCAAACUGGACCCGACGAUAGUAAUUAG
Molecule: messenger RNA, 783 nt
Organism: Aspergillus pseudotamarii
Lineage: Eukaryota; Fungi; Ascomycota; Eurotiomycetes; Eurotiales; Aspergillaceae
Exons: 1
Coding region: 1-783 (260 amino acids)
Source: RefSeq, a predicted model, not a curated record